CAGCAGCUCACUAUUUCUCCGUUGCUUCUUUAUAUCACCAAAAAUAUAAUGGGGGAAGCAAACGUCACCGAAGGAUUCAAUAACAUCACGGUCGAUGUAUCGCAUUCACUGGUGAAAAGCCUGGAAGACAAAUUACGGAAGCUUCCUCCUUUGUCCAGUAAAUGCAGCAUUUCUAAAGUUCCCGUUCAUCUCCGAGAACGAAAUGAGAAAGCCUUCACUCCUCGAGAAAUAUCAAUUGGUCCACUUCAUCACAACAAGGGAAGCCUCAAACACAUGGAAGAACACAAACUGAGGUUACUAAGGGACUUUCUGUCACGAGCAAAGGUAAGCCUACGUGACUGUGUACAACUUUUGGAGAAGAAAGAAUUGUAUCUCCGAAACUGUUAUGCAGACCCCAUUGAAUUUGACAGCGACAAGUUUAUUGAGAUCAUUCUGGUAGAUUCCGCUUUCAUUCUUGAAUUAUUCUUCGGAAAUUUCUCGUAUAACAACCAGUUGCAGGAUCAGUAUAAUCAAUUUUUUGGCGGCCCAGGGAAGCUUAUACGGUUCAUUCAAACUGACAUGCUUUUACUUGAAAAUCAAGUUCCUUUCUUCAUCAUCGAGGACCUUCUUUCAUUAAUAAAAUCAGAUAUUAUUCCCAUAAAGAACGAUGUUCGUCGUUCUGCAAUCAUGCUAACCUACGAGUUCUUCAAAAGGAAGUUGAGUCUGCGAGAUAUGGAUAACUUCAAUAUUGAAGAAAAAGUGGGUGAACUGGAAAUACAACAUUUUGUUGAUUUUGCAAGAAUUUGUUAUGUCCCUCGAGUUCUUCCAAGCAAAAACAAACUGAAAUGCGUGACUAUGCCAAGGGCAACAAAGUUACGCGAAGCUGGAGUGAAGUUCAAGGUGAAGAACAGUGGGAGUCCUUUUGACAUCAGAUUCAAAGAUGGGGUGAUGGAAAUCUCACGGUUGAGAAUAAAAGAUGCGACGGAGAUUCUUCUGAGGAAUCUGAUUGCAUACGAACGUUGUCACUUGCACGAUAAUUAUGUAAAUGACUUCGUGUUUGUCCUGGAUCGUCUGGUAGAGACACCAGGUGAUGUGGACUUGCUGAUGCAUUGUGGGAUUAUUGAGUCAAAAUUAUCAGGAACUCAAGAAGUGGCUUCUCUGAUGAAUAACCUUUGUCCAGGAGUGACCAUUGCGAGAAGAAGGUUCUACUUCUCAGGUCUAUGCGAGGAGGCGAGUGAUUAUUGCAGAGUCCCUUGGCAUAAAUGGAGGCUAGCUCUGAAGGAGGACUAUUUUAGUAAUCCCUGGGCCAUAAUCUCUAUGGUUGCAGCAAUUUCCCUUCUUCUGCUCACACUCGUGCAGACUUUAUAUGCAGUCAUCUCCUAUUAUUUUAAGUAGAAGAUGUGAGCUUCCCUUCCUAGGAUCCAUCACUUACCUACGACUAUGUAUGUGUGUUUGUGCCUGUCUCUCUUUGCAUCCAGAGAGAAGAUUAAAUUACUAACUACAUGAAUAUUGUAUAAGCUGGUUGUACGUUAAGGGUGUUUAAUGGA
Neltuma alba is the source of this 1526-nucleotide messenger RNA. RefSeq names its product UPF0481 protein At3g47200-like. The transcript is spliced from 2 exons. Bases 49 to 1374 code for a protein of 441 amino acids. Lineage: Eukaryota; Viridiplantae; Streptophyta; Magnoliopsida; Fabales; Fabaceae. The record is from RefSeq and is a predicted model, not a curated record.